Messenger RNA from Aspergillus japonicus CBS 114.51, 521 nucleotides. RefSeq lists its product as uncharacterized. The record is from RefSeq and is a predicted model, not a curated record. NCBI's taxonomy places the organism in Eukaryota, Fungi, Ascomycota, Eurotiomycetes, Eurotiales, Aspergillaceae. The transcript is spliced from 2 exons. Bases 147 to 464 code for a protein of 105 amino acids.
ACUAGAGAGUGAGGAUCCGGAGAUGUAUCAUGUAUGUAUGCGCGUUUGUUCUCCUCCUCCCCCCGCCACCCCACCCACCCACAGAUGGGUCCAUGAUUUGCAAGAAGCCUUCUCUGUGAGUUUCCGUGCCUUGAAAAAAGGAAAAGAUGGGGGGGGGGGUUCGGAAGAAAACGAGCAAACCACCAGCAACAGACAUCGGUCUUAUUGCAUGGUGGCUGCCGCGGUGCACUCUCGCACCAGCCGUUACCGACUCCGUACAACUGUUCAACUGUGGCUCGUCUAAACCGAAUACCGUAGUUCCCAGUCCGACUGGAUGCGGAGACACGGUUUUGUUUGUUGCUGCAGAUAAGGCUGUCCGACGUAGACCGAGACUGAAACGUGAUUUUUUUCUUCUCUCUUGCUCCCUGGAAGACACAACUUCCUGGAGACUUCGGCGGGACCGUAUACCGCGGAAUCCACAAUAGCGAUGGCUGAUCGGAUCGAGAAGCUUGCCAUCCGGAAAUACCACGUUAGCAGAAGAG